Molecule: messenger RNA, 2520 nt
Organism: Lacerta agilis (Sand lizard)
Lineage: Eukaryota; Metazoa; Chordata; Lepidosauria; Squamata; Lacertidae
Gene: FGFRL1
Product: fibroblast growth factor receptor like 1
Exons: 7
Coding region: 143-1615 (490 amino acids)
Cellular component (GO): plasma membrane
Molecular function (GO): fibroblast growth factor receptor activity; fibroblast growth factor binding
Source: RefSeq, a predicted model, not a curated record
CAUGGGGCGAGCGGGAGGCGGAGCGCGCGCCGGCGGCCCAGCGGCGCGGCAGCCGAGGCGCCCCGAGGCGUGAGGGAGACCCGGCCAUCGCCAGGUUGGAAAGAAGAACGAAUUGGAAACUAGAGACAAUACAGCUUUUGAAAUGGAAAUUCAGUUUGUGCUGCUUUUUGUGGGCGUCCUUGUGUUUGCUGAUUCUGUGAGAGGCCCACCCAGGAUUUCCGAUAAAGUGAUCCACCGGCAAUCUGUGAGAUUAGGAAGAACCAUCAAGCUCCUUUGCCCCGUGGAGGGUGACCCCCCACCUCUUACGAUGUGGAUGAAGGAUGGAAGAACCAUCCACAGCGGAUGGACGCGGUUCAGGGUCCUCCAACAAGGGUUGAAAAUCAAAGAAGUGGAAAGCGAGGAUGCAGGAACGUACAUCUGCAAAGCCACCAAUGGUUUCGGUAGCAUGAAUGUGAACUACACCCUGAUUGUGAUUGAUGAUGCAAGUUCAGGAAGAGAGAGUCUAGCACCUGAAGUUCCCAACAGUGAAUCUGAAGAUCAUUCUGGAAAGCUCUGGGCUCGCCCUCGGUUCACUCAGCCGGCCAAGAUGAGGAGGAGAGUGAUUGCCCGACCUGUCGGGAGUUCGGUCCGCUUGAAAUGCAUGGCUAGCGGGAAUCCUCGACCUGAGAUCAGCUGGUUAAAAGACAACAAGCCUCUAAUGCCGCAGGCGAUGGGUGAGAACAAAAGGAAGAAGUGGACACUGAAUUUGAAGAACCUGAAGCCAGAGGACAGCGGGAAGUACACCUGCCGAGUAUUCAACAGAAUUGGGGAAAUCAAUGCUACGUACAAAGUUGAAGUGAUACAGAGAACAAGAUCCAAGCCAAUUCUUACUGGGACACAUCCUGUGAACACAACGGUAGACUAUGGGGGGACAACCUCGUUUCAGUGUAAGGUGAGGAGUGACGUCAAGCCUGUCAUUCAGUGGCUGAAGAGAGUGGAGUAUGGCACUGAGAACAAAUACAAUUCCACCAUCGAUGUCGGGGGGCAGAAGUUUGUGGUGCUGCCUACGGGAGAGGUCUGGUCCCGCCCUGAUGGCUCCUACCUGAACAAGCUCAUGAUCACAAGGGCUAAGGAAGAGGAUGCUGGAAUGUACAUCUGCUUAGGGGCAAACACCAUGGGAUACAGCUUCCGAAGCGCAUUUCUCACAGUGCUACCAGAUCCUAAGCCACCCAGCCCACCGGUGGCUCCCUCUGCCAGCAGCCUUCCGUGGCCUGUGAUCAUUGGAAUCCCAGCUGGAGCUGUCUUCAUCUUUGGAACCAUCCUCCUGUGGCUCUGCCAGACCAAGAAGAAGCCAUGCUCUCCUCCCGCGGCAGCCCCCAUGCACAGGCCGCACCCCCGGGACCGGGUCUGUGUGCCGCAGGUCCCCGACAAAGACUGCAUCUCCUCCAUAAACUACGAGGAAUAUGUAGGGGCUCAGCAGCAGCAACAGCAGCAGCUGCUGAGCCAAGGGUCUGCCCUGGCCCCAAACAUGGCUUCCAAGAUGUACCCAAAGAUUUACACGGACAUCCACACUCAUACGCAUUCGCACAUUGAAGGCAAAGUUCACCAGCACCAGCACAUUCAUUACCAAUGCUAAAAGGCUACGCGGAGUUUAUCCUUCUUUGAGUCGGCUUAUACCGGAAAGGUGGGGAGGGGGAAAGAAACCAAAUUGAACAAAACCAUUUAUUCCAAAAAGAAGAAGAAGCAAUUUUGGAGAGAAAUGCGGAGAAAGGGUUUUGUUGCUGCUGCUGCUGUUGCCGUUUGCUGUUACUGUGACAAAGGAAUAAUGAAGGAAUUCCCAAAGGUCAAAGGCAGAUGCUUGUGUCCCUGGAAAACGGGAGAAGUCCUGUUUCAAAAGCCAGAGGGAGAAGGGGAAGGAAGAUGGGCCUGACCCUGUCUGCCCACCCCCAACCUCGGUCGCUGCUUCUGCCCUUCAGCCACCUGUGGAAGCCCAAGGCCAGCGCGGCUCCUUCCUUCGGCACACGCAGAGAAGGCCUGAUGGCAAAGCAGAACUUAGACACGGAAGCGUUUGAGUGACAGUGCAAAAGACGAAAAAGGCCACUGUGGCGGUUUCCGGGGGAGAGAUUGCUAUUUAACGUUGUGUAAUGCUGCCUGGUAGUUAGCAAUAAACAAGCUAGUUGUGAAUGGGUGGCACUCUUUGGCCGGGGGGGGGGGGGCUUCCUUUUAAAGGACUUGGCUCCCCUUUCCCCCAGUUGCCACAAAAGCAAAGGACAAUGUUGUACAAGUCGCUAUAUUUAUAUUUAAUUAUAAUAAGGAUAAUCAUGAUUGAACUGCUGGCUUUUGUGAACACGAAAGAAAGGAAGAAACACAAUCCCAUUAUGCUGCCCUCGUCUGUGAUUGUCAGAUUUUUUCAAGAUUUAUAGUGGCGUGCCUCUGAGCUGACAAGUGAUAAUACAAAACAAGUUAAAGACUAUUGUUAAAAGACAAAUAAAAAUUAACUCCAGGGAAUUAUGAAUAUGCUGAAUAUGCACUUGUGGGCAU